Messenger RNA from Onthophagus taurus, 1921 nucleotides. Its product is annotated as putative fatty acyl-CoA reductase CG5065. Lineage: Eukaryota; Metazoa; Arthropoda; Insecta; Coleoptera; Scarabaeidae. The record is from RefSeq and is a predicted model, not a curated record. Gene Ontology annotation, cellular component: peroxisome. Gene Ontology annotation, molecular function: alcohol-forming very long-chain fatty acyl-CoA reductase (NADP+) activity. Gene Ontology annotation, biological process: long-chain fatty-acyl-CoA metabolic process.
AAUAGCAAAACGAACGUUCGAAAGUGAUUCAGUUUACUAUUCGACGGCGAACUGGUAACAUCACCUUUUACCAGAAUAUUUUUUCGAAUUAAACGUGAAGUGCGAAACAAUUCAAUUUUUUAUAUUAUUACCAAGGCAUCAAAAGAAGUUCGUUUUAAAACAGAUUCUCUUCAUAAAAAACAAUUUGACAAAUUAAUAAGUGAUUACUUAAGAUGGAUUUUAGCAAAAGUGUAAUUGGUAAUUGGUACAAGGGAAAAAAAAUUUUUAUAACCGGAGGAACUGGUUUUAUGGGUAAAGUCCUUAUUGAAAAAUUACUAUUUGCAUGUCGCGAAGUGGACACUUUAUAUGUUCUUAUGAGAUCGAAACGAGGAAAGUCUAUGGAGAAGAGGCUCGAAGCUAUGUGGGAGUUACCGGCUUUUGAAAGAGUUAAAGGAACAGACGAAAAUUUAUUAUCAAAAGUAAUCCCACUAAACGGUGAUCUAUCAAGUGAAAAUUUGGGUUUAAGCCCCGAAGAUGUCAACAAAAUUGUUAACGAAGUUUCCGUCGUUUUUCAUUUUGCCGCAACGUUAAAAUUAGAGGCUACUUUGAAAGAUGCGAUAGAAAUGAAUACAUCCGGUACUCAAAGGGUUAUUGAUUUGGCUAAAAAAAUUAAAAACUUAGACGCCUUCGUUCAUUUAAGUACUGCGUUUUGCUCGGCUGAUCUCGAUGUAUUCGAAGAAAAAAUUUACGAAUCGCCAGAUAAUCCAAGGGAUGUUAUCAAAAUGACUCAAUGGAUGAAAAACGAAGCUGUUGUUAAAGCUACCCCAAGUAUAAUUGCACCUCAUCCAAAUACUUAUACUUACAGUAAACGAUUGGCUGAAUCUUUGGUUGCAAAUGAAUUGGAAAAUAUGAGAGUUUGUAUUGUUAGACCAUCAAUUGUUACUCCAGCUGGUUUAGAACCAGUUCCUGGUUGGGUUGAUAGUUUAAAUGGACCAAUUGGAAUUUUGGUAGCUGGUGGAAAAGGAGUUUUAAGAACAAUGCAUUGUAAAGCUGAAAAUAGUGCUCACGUUGUUCCUGUUGACAUUGCUAUCAAUUCUAUUAUUGUAGCUGCUUGGAAAUUAGGUUCUGCACCAGAAAAACCCAAAGAAGUACCUGUUUACAAUUUAACCAACGAUGACGUUUUAAAAUUAACUUGGGGAGAUGUCUUGAACGUUGGAAGACGAAACUUUUAUGAUUACCCAUUUGAAAUGCAAGUUUGGUACCCAGACGGUACUUUACAGUCCAAUUAUUACGUCCAUUUCUUUUGGACUAUUUUUAUUCAUUGGUUACCAGCACUUUUAAUUGAUGGAUUAAUGUUUAUAUUUCGACAAAAAAGAUUUAUGAUUCGAAUACAAAAAAAGAUUUAUGAUGGUUUAGAAUUGUUACAAUUCUUCACUACGAGAGAAUGGAAAUUUAAAAGUGAAAAUUUCUUAGCAUUGGUUAACGAGUUAAAUCCCACAGACAAAGAAUUAUAUCCUAUGGAUUACCAUUUAUAUCCGAUUGAUAAAUAUAUGGUUUAUUGCAUUUUGGGAGCCCGUCAAUAUACAAUGAAAGAAAAUUUGAAGUCUUUAGGAAGAUGUCGUGUUCAACUUAGAAUAUUAUACGUGGUGGACAAAUUAUUCAAACUAUUGCUUAUGUAUGGAUUCUUUUGCUUGGCGUGGUCUUAUUCUGAUACUGUAAAGUAUUUAGUGGAAAUCUUUCGGGAAUACGCUAAAAAUUUACCUAUUUUAAGUAAAGCUCUCUCUGAAAAACAAGGUAUUUAAAGCUCAAAAAAUGUUUUAAUCACAAUAUUUUAUAUUUUUAUGGUGAAAACAUGAUUAAUUAUUAGAAUACCUUUGUUUGUAUAAAAAUUGUUUAUUUGCUCACUUUGUUGUAUAUUUUUAAUAAAUUUUUUUAAAUUAAA